Acyrthosiphon pisum (pea aphid) is the source of this 612-nucleotide messenger RNA. RefSeq lists its product as uncharacterized. NCBI's taxonomy places the organism in Eukaryota, Metazoa, Arthropoda, Insecta, Hemiptera, Aphididae. Bases 271 to 597 code for a protein of 108 amino acids. The transcript is spliced from 3 exons. The record is from RefSeq and is a predicted model, not a curated record.
UUUCCUGCGAAGAUCCAUUCGUGCCUGACGCCCUAUAGAAGUCUGUGGGAUGGGAUAUGAAUUUCAGAGUUGGCACCACUGAAAAGAACUCGUCCAUUCAGCCAUUCAGUCAUUCAAUUCAGUCAAUUUUAUAGGCAUCAUUUCAUGCAGUCAUCAACUCUCAAUUCUCAUUGUGUAGACGUGUAGUUUCUAGAAACUAUAGUUUCUGUUGUCCAGUGUCCAAGUUGUUGUAUUUCUUAAUUCGUGUUAAAGACUGAAUAGGUGUUAGAUAUGUCAUCAUUUCAUCAAAGAGCCUUAUUAAAACGAUCACUGAAGAAUAAUAUUUAUAGUAAGAAGAUAGAACCAAAUGGACCAUUUGAAAUCGAAAAACUUAUUCAUUUUUUACGUCGGUAUUUUCAGGACAAUAAUAUUUACUUUUAUGAAGCGACACGUUUUCAAAAUGCCAUAAAAAAUAUACGGUUGACAUUUGAUGUUGGUGAUGGUGAUAGAUUAUCAAAAAUUGAAGGAAUUGAUUUUUACGAGUCGGUGAGAUCCAACAGCGGCAUCGUCACGGGUAAUAACCUAACCAUGGGUGAGUUUUUUUCAUGUCUAACCUAAUCUGUUAGUAUUGUC